Messenger RNA from Rhodofomes roseus, 438 nucleotides. Its product is annotated as ribosomal protein S30. Gene Ontology annotation, cellular component: ribosome; cytosolic small ribosomal subunit. Gene Ontology annotation, molecular function: structural constituent of ribosome. Gene Ontology annotation, biological process: translation. The coding region runs from base 46 to 237 and encodes 63 amino acids. NCBI's taxonomy places the organism in Eukaryota, Fungi, Basidiomycota, Agaricomycetes, Polyporales, Fomitopsidaceae. The record is from RefSeq and is a predicted model, not a curated record. The transcript has 4 exons.
CUCUUACCCACAGCGACCAGCCCCGUACCCCCGCCUCAAGAAAACAUGGGAAAAGUUCACGGAUCCCUCGCCCGUGCCGGCAAAGUCAAGUCGCAGACCCCCAAGGUCGAAAAGCAGGAGAAGAAGAAGACUCCUAAGGGCCGUGCUAAGAAGCGGAUGCUCUACAACCGUCGCUUCGUGAACGUCACCACUCUUCCUGGUGGCAAGCGGAGAAUGAACCCCAACCCCGAGAAGUAAACCUUCUCCUCGCCACACUCUCGACGCUUAGUGUCAUCGCCAGGGAGCCGCGCCUCCUUCGGUUUCUGCUGCGGACGUUGGUCCGGGCUCGUUGCAGGCUUGGGGAAUCGCAUCGUUGUUGUAUCACUCGCAUUCUCGCUCUCCCCGUAUGUUACUCUCACGCAUGCAUAUGCCCCCAACACGACUAUGAUUCAGAUUCAA